GUGUUGGGCUGAAUGUGCCUCCCUGUGCUUCAGGUAAAGUGUUCCUGGGUCCUCCCAGACUGUACCAGGAGCUGGAGGAGCUACAGCAUGACCUGGCUGUAGUGGAGGAGGUCUCACUGCUGGUGGGCACGCUCCACGGAACCUACCAGAAUCUAAACACCAUAGUGUCUCAGGACUGGUGUCUGGCUCUGCAGAGGCUCCUCCGUCUGAAGGAGGAGGAGAUCCAGAAUGCCAACAAGUGUCGCCUGCGUCUGUCCAUACCAGGCAAACCUGACAAGUCUGGUCGUCCAGUGAGCAUCAUUGUUGUCUUCAACACUCCCAGCCCCCUCAGUAAGAUCUCCUGGGUCAACCGGCUUCACCUUGCCAAGAUAGCUCACAGACAGGAAAACACUCCGGGGUGGGAAUGUGCUGAAGAAGACGUGAAGACAAAAGCUCCAUUUAGUUGUCCACUGUUAACCUGCGAACUUCCUGUCCUCUCCUCCAGAACACACUCACUGAAGCUGGAGGCAGCUCUUCACAGUCCGUCUCAGUCCAGCCUGCUUGGUUUCUGCACUGCCAGUACUUCUCUACCACAGGGUUACCUCUGGGUUGCAGGUGGAGGAAGCAGCUUCAACCAUGGCCAAGUGGAGAUCUUCUCACUGAACCGAGCCACUCCUCGCCUGGUCAAGACCGUCCCGCUGAGGGCCCCGGCCCUCUGUCUGGAGUAUGUGAAGGAGCCGUGUCCCAACACAGAGGAGAGGGAGGCUGAGAACGCCCAGUCUGCAGCCAAGAUAGGAAAUAUCAUCUGUGUUGGCCUGCAGGACGGCAGGUCAGACAUUUCCACCAGCUCAGAGCAUCAGUCUGUAGACACAAACUUAUGACCUUUCAUCUGGUCUAGUCGGUCAGCAGUGAACACAUUAAAUAGACCAAGCACAACAUGUUCUUUAGGCAAGGCAAGUUUAUUUAUAGCACAUUUUAACAACAAGGUAAUUCAAAGUGCUUCACAUAAAACC
Anarrhichthys ocellatus (wolf-eel) is the source of this 992-nucleotide messenger RNA. Its product is annotated as rho guanine nucleotide exchange factor 10-like protein. Gene Ontology annotation, cellular component: cytosol. The transcript has 6 exons. Gene Ontology annotation, molecular function: guanyl-nucleotide exchange factor activity. The annotation marks the transcript as partial. Lineage: Eukaryota; Metazoa; Chordata; Actinopteri; Perciformes; Anarhichadidae. Gene Ontology annotation, biological process: actin cytoskeleton organization; positive regulation of stress fiber assembly; SREBP signaling pathway. The record is from RefSeq and is a predicted model, not a curated record.